GUAGAAGUUGGCAGGCUGUGUGGGUCUUUCAGGAGGCAGAGAUGACUGCUGUUGAACGAGCUUUGAAAACCCAUUUUGGGUUUGAAAAGUUCCGGUCACAGCAGCAAGAGCAUGUGGUUAAAGCGGUGAUAAAAGGUGACAGAGAUGUGUUUGUGUGUAUGCCAACCGGCGCAGGGAAAUCUCUGUGCUACCAACUUCCUGCAGUGCUGGCCACUGGCAUCACACUGGUCAUAUCUCCUCUGAUUGCACUUAUACAGGAUCAGAUAGAGCACCUUAAAGCACUAAAUAUACCAGCAUGUUCCAUCAACUCAAAGCUUGCAUCAGGAGAGAGAAAGCAGAUCCUAGCUGAUUUGCAUAGUGAAAAGCCUCGGCUCAAGUUGCUGUACAUUACUCCUGAGAUGGUGGCUUCUCCGUCCUUUCAGCCGUGUCUGAGCUCGCUGUGCACCCGCGGGUUGCUCGCCUUCCUGGCAGUUGACGAAGCCCACUGUGUCUCUCAGUGGGGUCAUGAUUUUAGACCUGACUACCUUAAGCUGGGGGACCUGCGCGCUCGUCUUCCUGGAGUCCCCUGUGUGGCCCUGACUGCCACAGCACCCAAGCGGGUGCAGGAGGACAUUGCACGCUCACUGAAGCUGAAAUCACCGCUCACUUACACCACUCCGGUAUUUCGGAAAAACCUAAAAUACGAUGUUAUAUUUCGAGAUUUGCUGCCUGACCCGUAUGUCCAUCUACAUGCAUUCGCCAAGGAGGCACUCGGGGGAUGCUCAGCUGAGAAGGGUUGUGGGAUUGUAUACUGUCGCACAAGAGAGAGUUGUGAGGAUGUCGCACACAGAUUGACCAAACUUGGGAUCGUGGCCAGGCCGUACCAUGCAGGUCUGAAAGCAGGAGAUCGCACUGAUUCGCAAGCUGAUUGGAUGGAAGGGAGGGUGCCUGUCAUCGUGGCCACUAUCAGCUUCGGGAUGGGCGUUGAUAAAGCCAAUGUGAGGUUUGUAGCUCACUGGAACGUGGCGAAAUCCUUGGCCAGUUAUUAUCAGGAAUCGGGACGUGCUGGCCGCGACGGCCUUCCAUCUUCCUGCCGCAUAUACUACUCUCCCAAAGACAGAGAUCAGCUCCGCUUUCUCAUCUGUAAAGAGAUCACCCACAAACAGGAGAAACGAGGUUCAGAGAAAGAACAGGACAAAGCACCUCUGCAGGACUUUGAAGCCAUGGCUGCUUUCUGUGAGCAAGAGGGAUGUAGACAUGCCACUAUAUCCAAGUUCUUCGGAGACCAGACACCCAACUGUGCCGGCGCCUGUGACUACUGUCAGAACCCCAAACUUGUUCGUGCUCAACUGGAAAGAGCUGCGACCCUCAGCACUAGGACCGGGCCAGCACAGAGCUCUGAGCACAGGGGACCUUUCGGUUUUGACCGCGAGCUUUACGGAGGGGGAAAGAAAGGCUACGGCUUUGAGAGGUAUGAUGAGGACUGGGAGGGCAGCGGUGAGGAAGACUCUGAAAAACGGAAAAAAGAGUUCGGGGAUUUAUUCAGGAAACAGAUGAGUCUACGCAAGGGAUCAAGUGGCCCAAAAGAGACGUUUGCUCCACCAGAUGCCGAAUGUCCAUUAAAGGAGGCGAGCAGUCAGAGAAUCCCGAGGCUCACAGUGAAGGCUCGGGAACACUGUCUGUCUCUUCUCCAGGCAUCUCUGACUAACUGCAGAGGGACGACAGAUCAGCCAUACAGCUCUGACCCACUUUCUGCAGCAGUUGAAAUAGAGCACGAAGUAUUCAGAUCUUCCAAGUCUGCCAACCUGUACAAGGCUGCCGUUCUGAAGAGAGUAGCAGACCUUAAGAAAGAUGCUGCUGAUGCUGUAGCGCCACCUGUUGAGGAUGAUGAUGGAGAAGCGUGUAGCUCUGGUGUUCAUGAAGAGAAAAGGAAGAUGGUGAAAGAAGAAGCAGCCUGCUCCUCUUUUUCCUCAGCUUUUCCUGAAGAUCAGCUGGGAUUUACAUCAGCAUCUGAGAUCUAUUCACUGAAGCGAAAGCGUGUGGGUGCUGGAUUCCGUGGCUCCUCCACCCUCUUCCAGACCGCAUCAGACUUUCUGAAAACUUCCAAAAAUGAGACACCAACACCAGCAGCCCUGAGUCAAGAACCUGCUGCUAAUGACGAGGAGCAGGAAGCAAAGCCUGAGCCAAAGAGAAGUAAAACAUUUCCAUCUGACUCUCCAUCGUCUUCCAGCCCCAGCAAGAGUUUGGGCAAAGUCCUGAGCAAGAAACAGCAGAAGUUAGCAGAUGCAGCCAAAAAUUCACAUCGUAUCUCGCAGUACUUUGGGAAAAAGAUGACUGACGAAACACCAAAGAAUGGAGAUGUCAUAGUCUUAGAACCUGAGGUAACAUACCUCUUUGUGGAAACUCCACACAACCACAAUGUUACCUUGAAUACCAAUAACACUGAGACUCAAAAUGGAUGUUCGAUGAAUAUGGAAAGCAUUGAGAAGGAUUUAAGGCCUGAUGUGACCCAGACAGUGGAUGUUCUCCCCAUGGAUAUGAGCACUCCUGACACGGAGAUGAACACGGCUGAUGAGGUUCCACCGGGUCUUGAGGAGAGAACAAUGUUAGAGGCUAAAGGGAAAAGGUCACAGUCUGAUGCCAAAAUACAACUGGAAGAGCCAUGUAAGGACGAAGAGUCACACAUUCAACCCCCCGCCAAAUGCAGUCGUCUACCUGACAACAAGCGCAGGGUGACCUUUGACCCUGUAGUGCAAGAGAGAAAGAUGGAGGCAGACAGCGAUGUCAACCGCGUGUCACUUCAGCCUGUGACUCUGAAAGAAGCAGCUGAUAUUGUUGUGAAAAUCCUGGAUCCUUUCUACAAGAAGGGCAAAUUCGCCACAAAGGACCUGUUCAAGUCAUUUGCACGCUUCCUCUCUCAUCUGCUCGUAGAAGGAAAAGCUAAGGAUCGAGUCAAAGUGAAAAUAGAGGCCAAGGGCAUAAUCAAGCGUCUCUUCAGCAGCAUCCAGCGCUGCGAAAACGAGUCAGACUGGAAACACCUGCAAGACGCAGCAAACAAAAGUGCGGGACAGGAGGACAGAUAGAGCUUCCCACCUUACCCUUUUUCCCUGUGCCUCAGCUACCUUUGGGCAAAGCUACCCCUCUCUCAGGGUCUGGACGUGCAUAUCAGAGACUGCUGCUUAUAUCACUGACCUGCUUUCGCUCCUACUAGUGCACUUUAACGCCAAGUGCUGAGAUUUGUUUUGUGUUUGUUUUUUUUCUUUACUGGGCCAACAGGACACCAGUUUAUUACUGUGAUGUAGCAUUAGCAUCCUAGCUGCUAUUUUAGAUGCUGGAAAAUAUUGUCCAUAAUUAAUGGACAAUAUACAGAUAAUUUACAGAGGGUAAAAUACUAACAACAGCUAUGAAUAAAAACACUUCUGUUUUAGGAAUUCCUCAAUUAUUUAUUUGCUCUUCUUUGCUUUAGGUAAAAAUGGAUGUUUUUUUUUUCAUCAUAAAUGAUACUGACCAGAAACCUGUUUGACCUCCAUGCCAAAUGAAAAUAAAUAUGUAUUCUUACUAAACUGUGUAAACUACUUUGGAAAUGAAGCUAUUAAAAAGGCAUGGAUUUGC
Molecule: messenger RNA, 3591 nt
Organism: Clarias gariepinus (North African catfish)
Lineage: Eukaryota; Metazoa; Chordata; Actinopteri; Siluriformes; Clariidae
Gene: recql5
Product: RecQ helicase-like 5
Exons: 19
Coding region: 42-3062 (1006 amino acids)
Biological process (GO): double-strand break repair via homologous recombination
Cellular component (GO): cytoplasm; chromosome
Molecular function (GO): nucleic acid binding; ATP binding; 3'-5' DNA helicase activity
Source: RefSeq, a predicted model, not a curated record